UCGCUUCUCGACUCAAAUUAGUUCCAGUUAUAAUUCAAGGAAACCGCUCUGAAAUGAAGAAAUUGAGUUUUAUGUUGGUGUUAGCGAUGCUCAGCGUAUGCUUUCUAUCUGCAGCCAAUUGUGAAGACGAUGAUACCGUCGAUGACGAUAAUGACAAUGAUACUGGCAGCAAUGAUACUGGCAACAAUGAUAACGACGAUAAUGAUAAAGACACUGGCAACAAUGAUAACGACGAUAAUGAUGAAGAUACUGGCAGCAAUGAUACUGGCAACAAUAAUGACGAUGAUAAUGAUGAAGAUACUGGUAGCAAUGAUAACGACGACAAUGACAAUGAUACUGGCAGCAAUGAUAACGAUGAUAAUGAUGAAGAUACUGGCAGCAAUGAUAACGACGAUAACACUGGUGAUACUGACAACAAUGGUGGCAGCGAUAAUACUAGUGGAACUGACAACAAUGGUGGCAGCAACAAUAACGGAGGUAGCAAUAACGGCAAUGGUGGUGGAACUGGCAUUGGAAAUAGCGGAAGCAAGCCAUCAGGUCCGGUUCGUAAAAGGGUUAGAAUGCGGAAUUUCAAAUAUACAAUACGGAAAAAAGUGGUGAAACAACAGAUACGUGGAAAUAAGGUGGUACUACGCGGAAACAAAAAGGCCAAAGACCGAAAACGUAUAAAUAAUCGUAGUGGAGCAAAAUCUGGCUUACGUGUAUAUAAACCUGCAAUUAUUACUGGAUAAAUGCCAAAGUAUCUUAUAUGAGUACCGAGCUUCCAGAAGAGGAAAUAUUUAUGCUAAAUAAUACUUAUGCCAAAAUAUGUACGUACAGUAAAAAAUCACAAAUUUUAUUUUUAUCAAUAUCAAAAACUUUGUAUGCCCUUCGAAAUAUUUGUAAACUAUUUUACUCAACAAAAUUAAAUAUAUUCGUAUAACAUUUUUGUGGAUAUUUAA
Bactrocera dorsalis (oriental fruit fly) is the source of this 941-nucleotide messenger RNA. Its product is annotated as N66 matrix protein. NCBI's taxonomy places the organism in Eukaryota, Metazoa, Arthropoda, Insecta, Diptera, Tephritidae. Bases 54 to 731 code for a protein of 225 amino acids. The transcript has a single exon. The record is from RefSeq and is a predicted model, not a curated record.